Molecule: messenger RNA, 575 nt
Organism: Vespa velutina
Lineage: Eukaryota; Metazoa; Arthropoda; Insecta; Hymenoptera; Vespidae
Product: 40S ribosomal protein S19-like
Exons: 3
Coding region: 86-550 (154 amino acids)
Biological process (GO): ribosomal small subunit assembly; translation
Cellular component (GO): ribosome; cytosolic small ribosomal subunit
Molecular function (GO): RNA binding; structural constituent of ribosome
Source: RefSeq, a predicted model, not a curated record
UGGUCAUUUCCUUUCAAUAGAUUGAAAUUCUAUCUACCACUACUCCAUCUUGGAUCUUGUCUUUCCGUUUUGUAUUCUUGCAAAGAUGCCGUCUGUCACGUUAAAGGACGUUGAUCAACACAAAUUUGUGAAAGCUUUUGCAGCUUUCCUUAAAAAGACAGGCAAAAUGCGUGUCCCAGAAUGGGUAGAUAUCGUAAAAUCAGCUCGUUUCAAGGAAUUAGCUCCUUAUGAUCCAGAUUGGUAUUACAUACGUUGUGCAGCAUUAGUCCGUCAUAUUUAUAUUCGUAGUCCCAUUGGUGUUGGAGCAGUUACUAAAAUUUUUGGUGGUCGUAAACGAAAUGGAACUCAUCCUAGCCAUUUUUGUCGAUCAGCUGGUGGUGUUGCUCGUAAAGCGCUUCAAACUUUAGAACAAUUAAAGCUUAUUGAAAAAGCUCCACUUGGUGGACGCAAGCUUACGAGUCAAGGGCGCAGAGAUUUGGAUCGUAUUGCCGCACAAGUUAAGGCAAAGAGCAAAAAACAAUUAAAACUUCAAGAAACUCUUGUUCUUUAAUCAUUUCUAAUAAAAUUUAAAAUUA